GAUAGACGCCGCCUAAGACUAAACACUAUAUAUCCUUCAAUUUAGGCACUCUUCACUUCUUCAUCUUUUGACUGUCAUAUUGUACCUCUAUUGCUCAGGCUAAAACCAAACGAUCGUUAAAAUGUCGGAAGAAAUCCCCAAAACGCACAAGGCGUUGAUUUACGAUGAGCCCGGUAAAAUCUCCCUGAAGGUCGUCGACUUGCCGACUCCGGAGCCUGGACCCGGCGAGGUUCUCGUCAAAGUUUUGCAUUCCGGUGUCUGCCAUUCUGACCUUGGCGUUAUGACAAACCGCUGGGCAGGGCUCCCGUUCCCAACACAGGCUGGUCAAGUGGGCGGGCAUGAAGGGAGCUGUAAAGUAGUCAAGCUAGGACCAGGCACAGAGGCCAGCGGCAUCAAGAUUGGUGAUCGUGUGGGCAUCAAGUGGAUUGCCGGGACCUGUGACACUUGCCCGGCUUGCUUAGUAGGCGAAGACGGUGUAUGUUUCAAACAACGGGUGUCGGGAUUUUACACUCCCGGAACCUUCCAACAGUACCUGGUUUCCGAUGCAAGAUACGUUACGCCGAUCCCAGAGUCUUUGCCUUCAGAUAUGGCAGCUCCCUUAUUGUGCGGUGGAAUUACAGCUCUCUCUGCAAUCAAGAAGAGCGGUGCUCAAGCUGGCGACUGGGUGGCCCUUCUGGGAGCCGGAGGCGGUGUUGGUCACCUGGCUGUGCAGUUGGCAUCAAAGGCAUACGGCUUGCGAGUUAUCGGCGUCGAUGCAGGAUCGAAGAAGAACCUCGUGAUGGAAUCAGGAGCCGAGGUCUUCCUCGACCAUACCCAAUGCAAAGCCGAAGAGGAAGUGCUCAAGGCCACCGGCGGCUUGGGCGCGAAAGCCGUAAUCGUACUCACCGGAGCGAAUGCAGCUUACGCCAGCGCGAUGGGCAUGCUCAGCUUUGGCGGCACGCUGGUCGUUGUUGGUGUUCCGGAGGGUGAACUCAAGCCUAUUGCGACCGCGUUUCCGGGCAUUAUCGUAGCAAAGGCGCAGAAAAUCGUCGGUGUAGCGGUGGGCAACCGGAAGGACGCCAUCGAGACGCUGCAGUUCGCGGAGCGAGGCCUCGUGAAGACGCACUUUGAGACGUGCAAGAUGGAAGAAAUGACGUCCGUCUUCGAGAGAAUGGAGAAAGGAGAGCUCCAAGGUCGUGUUGUUCUGGACAUGAGUGCGUAAUUUGGUUCGGAUCAGAUCAAGUGUCCUUGCUUGAAGUAACAUCGUAAACCCACCAUCUGGAACAGCACAGCUUGGUCAUGUCAGCAACAUAUUUAGCUCAUUUUUGAAACCUCGAGUAAUGUGUGAAACAUUUUCCGACACCAUGAUAAUGAAUAGAAGACGAGAGAGG
Messenger RNA from Dissoconium aciculare CBS 342.82, 1370 nucleotides. RefSeq names its product GroES-like protein. Gene Ontology annotation, molecular function: oxidoreductase activity. Bases 122 to 1201 code for a protein of 359 amino acids. The transcript has 5 exons. The record is from RefSeq and is a predicted model, not a curated record. Lineage: Eukaryota; Fungi; Ascomycota; Dothideomycetes; Mycosphaerellales; Dissoconiaceae.